Messenger RNA from Pteronotus mesoamericanus, 2530 nucleotides. RefSeq names its product guided entry of tail-anchored proteins factor 1 (gene GET1). Gene Ontology annotation, biological process: tail-anchored membrane protein insertion into ER membrane. The record is from RefSeq and is a predicted model, not a curated record. Gene Ontology annotation, molecular function: protein-membrane adaptor activity. Gene Ontology annotation, cellular component: GET complex. The transcript is spliced from 5 exons. The coding region runs from base 83 to 607 and encodes 174 amino acids. Lineage: Eukaryota; Metazoa; Chordata; Mammalia; Chiroptera; Mormoopidae.
CAGGCGCGGGCGCGGGCGCUAGUGCUGGCGUGGUCCCCAUGGAGCCGCUGUAGCUGAGCCCAAGCGGCUGGGAGAAUCCGGAAUGAGCUCUUCGGAGGCCGACCGCUGGGCGUGGCUGCUGGUACUCAGCUUUGUGUUUGGGUGCAAUGUCCUCAGGAUACUCCUCCCGUCCUUCUCCUCCUUCAUGUCCAGGGCGCUGCAGAAGGACGCAGAGCAGGAGUCUCAGAUGAGAGCCGAGAUCCAGGACAUGAAGCAGGAGCUCUCCACUGUCAACAUGAUGGACGAGUUCGCCAGAUACGCCAGGCUGGAAAGAAAGAUCAACAAGAUGACAGAUAAGCUCAAAACCCACGUGAAAUCACGGACAGCUCAGUUGGCCAAGAUAAAAUGGGUUAUGAGUGUUGCUUUCUACGUACUGCAAGCCGCCCUGAUGGUCUCCCUCAUUUGGAAGUAUUAUUCUGUUCCUGUGGCCGUGGUGCCCAGUAAGUGGAUAACUCCGCUAGACCGCCUGGUAGCAUUUCCCACUAGAGUAGCAGGUGGCGUUGGAAUUACCUGUUGGAUUUUAGUCUGUAACAAAGUUGUGGCUAUUGUGCUUCAUCCUUUCAGCUGAGAAAGAAGAUGAGUGCAGCUCUGAUACUUUUACAAAUGGAUUUUCGGUUAAAAAUCUGACUUAACUGUUUUAUUUUAUUUAAUUUUAAAGAAAAGUGCACAGGUUAUUUUGUUGAAUGUGCUUGUUCUUGGAUUUUAUGUGAGAUUCUUGUAAGAAUUACGAUUUGUACGCUGGUCAUUGAGCCAGCAGCAUAGUAGCAGAUUUGUGAUAAGAAAUAUGUGGCAUUACGGGCAGCUACCUGUUGUUACUCAUGAUUUGCACUCUUAGCAUGUUUUAAAAAGGUCACAUUGCCAAUUGGAAAGUCAAAAUUUUCUAAUAACUUAAGUACUUUAAACACUUCAUGUUAUUUUUUAACUCAGGUUAGAAAGCAACUUAGUUUAGUAUCACUGCUGGGAUCCGAAAGCUUGUUUUUAAUAUGUCCUGCAGCUGCUAAAGAGCAACACUAACUGACGGUGCCUGCGCUUCUCCCGUUCAGCACGUCCCUGCUGCGCAGGCCUGGGUAGAGGAUUAGCCUCUUGUUUGACGCAGUUAAUUUUUCAUUUCCAUGUUUUGUAAUUGUAUUCAUGAAACCAUAAUGCAUUGUUUUGUGCUUGAUUUCUGUGUUUUGUAUUUAAAGCAUUUCAAAUGAAGUGUAUUUUAUAAGCAUUUAAUAUUUAUGCUCCAUACGAUGGAACAAAGUUAAAAAACUAAGUGGGAAGCCUGAUGAAUUAAUUUAUGGAUAUAUGUUUGGCCCAUAAAGUAUAAUUCUGCUAAAUACUUUUUAAAAACACUUUUUUUCUAAUUAAACUCUUUGCACGUGCUUGUACGACUUCCUUUUUCGCGGCCACUUAUUUGCUGUGACCAAGCUGUAGCCGACAAGUGGCAGAGGGCUGUAGCUGUUACAGUGGUCCACAGCACGGGUAGAGCUAAAUUCCAUCCCUAGGUUUGAUUUUUUAAAUUCUUGUUUAUUCUGUUACGGUCGUCCCGGUUUCCCCCGCUUUGUCCUCCUCUGCCCAGCCCAGCCUCCGCUCCCCCAGUCAGUGCCCACGCGGUUCCCUCGUUCUGAAAAGAUCAUAUUUGUAUCCUUGUGCCCCCUACUGAUCCAAUAAGGAGCUCGUUAGGAUUUCUGCGGGUUGUACCAGGAAAGGACAACGUGCUGUGUUGCUUCGUUUAUCGUCACCAGAGCGCGUUUCAGGUGGCCCUGAUCAUUCAGACGUACCCGGCAGCGAGUUGACGUGCCUUUAAGGAAGGAUGCAGCGCAGGGAACGCGGCCAUGUUUCUAGGAGACCGCGUUGUGAGGACUCAGUCCCACACAGGGUACAUCCUGGCCACACGGGAUGAGAAGCCAACCUGAGGGGCAGAUGGCAGCAGCACCAGGAAGUCGCAGGGCCCCGGAGAGGCCACGGUGCGGUGCCGUCUGCAGCGAGCUGCGGGGCGGGCCGUGCAGCCGACGGCUGGGCCGCCAGGUGCGCGCGCCCAGGGACGCGCUUAGAACACUAAUCCGAGCACGUCUCGCGGACAGGGCCCUGGUUCACCUCCUAAGGAUACAUUUUGUCAGUUCAGACUGCAAUUUUGAUAGCUCUCACUGAGGCUAGAGGAAGAGACUUACAGUUGUUCACAGCUGUUAACGCUUUCUACAUAUAUUAGGAGUUAAUGAAGAUCACAGUAAAUAGGGGAAAUUUAAAUGUCUCAUUUCACAUCAUUGUGGUUUUUCAAAAACUAUUUGUUUUUCAAUGAAUAAAUAACUAUGGUACCGAUUUCAAAAGAUACAGAAAGGGAUGCAGUGAAAAGUGUAUCUUCUGACCCUUUACUGUUACGUUGUCCAAUUUUCCAGUUUUCCACUGUUACCAGUUUCUUAUAGAUUCUUCCAAUGAUAUUCCGUACAUUUAUGAAUAUUGAUAUGUGUGCUUUUAAAAUAAAAUUCUUUUUUAAUUAUAAAAGAAG